This is a messenger RNA of Dipodomys ordii (Ord's kangaroo rat), 2809 nucleotides long. RefSeq names its product KN motif and ankyrin repeat domains 3 (gene Kank3). Gene Ontology annotation, cellular component: cytoskeleton; cytoplasm. Gene Ontology annotation, biological process: negative regulation of actin filament polymerization. Bases 135 to 2576 code for a protein of 813 amino acids. NCBI's taxonomy places the organism in Eukaryota, Metazoa, Chordata, Mammalia, Rodentia, Heteromyidae. Gene Ontology annotation, molecular function: protein binding. The record is from RefSeq and is a predicted model, not a curated record. The transcript has 12 exons.
UGCGGGCGCGGCCAGGGCUGCCGCUUCAGGUUCCGCUUGCUGCGACGGGGUGGACGCUGCGUCCUGAGGCCGGGACCCCCUCAGACCCUGGGAGCCCACCCCCAAGGUUGUGUCUGACAGCUACUCCAAGAAUCAUGGCCAAGUUUGCCCUGAAUCAGAAUCUUCCUGACCUGGGCGGUCCUCACUUGUGCACAGUCCCUUCUGGGAGUGCCCGCAGCCCGAGCUCGCCUUACUCGGUGGAAACACCGUACGGCUUCCAUUUGGACUUGGACUUCCUUAAGUACGUGGAAGAGCUGGAGCGCGGCCCCGCGGCGCGCCGGGCACCGGUACCUCCACCGCCCCCGCGUCGUCCCCGCGCGUCCCGGCCGGGCCUCGCGGGGGUGCGCAGCCCAGGAGCCUGGACCUCCAGCGAGUCUCUAGCCAGUGACGACGGAGGAGCUUUGGGUGCCCUCUCCCCACGGGCAUCCCCGGGGCUCUUGUUGCCACCGCUGUCACCAAGCACACUCGUGCGUAACCCGCGAGUGGAGCACACGCUGCUGGAGACCAGCCGGCGCCUGGAGCAGGCCCAGGCUCACGAGCGAGCGCUCAGCCCUUCCGGCUCGGCCCAGCGCAGCCCGCGGGGGUCCCGCCGCGGAAGCCCCUCCCCCAGCCCCGCCCCCGCCUCUCCGGGCCCCGCUCAACUCCAGCGAGUGCGGGAGCAGAUGGCCUUGGCGCUGCGGCGCCUGCGCGAGCUGGAGGACCAGGCGCGCGCACUGCCCGAGCUCCGGGAGCAAGUGCGCGCCCUGCGCGCCGAGAAGGCACAGCUACUGGCCGUGCGCGCGCAGCAGCCAGAGGCCGACGAGGAAACCGAGGCACGCCCUGACAAGCUCGCCCAGCUGCGGCGGCUCACCGAACGUCUAGCCAUCCCCGACCGUGGAGUCCGCUCCAGGGCCAGCCUCCGGGCUGACAGUUCCGACGGGUUGGCUGCAAGGCGCAGCGAGGGCUCGCUCCAAAUCCUAGACGGGGCGGCCUUGAUCCCCGAUGGGGCGCCCCAGAUCCAGGAGGCGGGCACCGAGGCUCUGUACCAGACUCGAGAGACCGGUACUCAGGCCGUGCCUGAGAUCCGGGAGGCCGGCGUGGAUGCGGUCCCUAAGACCGUUGAAGCGGACGCGUGGGUGACCGAGUCACUGCUGGGGCUGCCCGAGGCUGCAGAGCGCGAGCUGGAGCUGCUGCGCGCCAGCCUGGAGCACCAGCGCGGGGUGAGCGAACUCCUCCAGAUCCGAUUGCAGGAGCUGGAGGCCCGCAUGGCGGUGGAGGUGGAUGAGGCUCUGGAGACCGGGUCCCAGCCGCGUGAGGCCGCCACCCAGACUCCCUGGGUUUGUGCAGAGAAGACCACACAGACCGAGUCCACCGCUUUGACUCUGGAGAACCUGCCUGGACCCAUGUCAGCGGAUAAGGCCGAGGCCCCCGCCAGCACCCUCAAAUCCAUCAUGAAGAGGAGAGACGGUACGCCUAGUGCCCAGUCCAGUCCUGGACCCAAGAGCCUGAAGUUUGUAGGGGUCUCCAACGGAAAGUAUGAGAGCUCAUCCAGCGAUGACAGCGACAUUGAAGGCAAUGCUGAACCCCCCCAAAACAACUCUUCCGACACCGGGGAUGAGAGCGGUAGGGACUCUGACCCAGACACCCCUGGUCCUCCCAAUGAAGAUGCUGAGGGGGACACGGAGCCUGAAGCACAAUCAGAGCCUCAGCCAGAGUCACAGGAGAGGUGCGAGCUGAGCCCGCGGUUGAGGGAGGCAUGCAUCGCACUACGUAGGCAGCUGAGCCGGCACCGCGGAGGCACCCGCGAUGGCAGCAGCGCCGCACGUCUGGUGGCCCAGGAGUGGUUUCGAGUGUCCAGCCAGCGGCGCUCCCAGGCUGAGCCUGUCGCCAGGAUGCUGCGCGGGGUGGUAAGCCUGGGACCCGAGCUGCUGGCACACGUGGUGAACCUGGCUGAUGGCAACGGGAACACGGCUCUGCACUACAGCGUGUCUCACGGGAACCUGGCUAUCUCUAGCUUGCUGCUGGAUACCGGAGUCUGUGAGGUCAACCAGCAGAACCGAGCUGGCUACUCGGCACUCAUGUUGGCUGCGCUCACCUCUGCAAGGCAGGAAGAAGACAUGACUGUAAUCCAGAGGCUCUUCAGCAUGGGCGAUGUCAAUGCCAAAGCCAGCCAGACAGGACAGACAGCCCUCAUGUUGGCCAUCACCCAUGGGCGCCAGGACAUGGUGGCAGCCCUGCUGGAAUGCGGGGCCGAUGUCAACACACAGGAUGCAGAUGGGGCCACUGCACUGAUGUGUGCCAGCGAGUAUGGACGCCUGGACACUGUUCGGCUGCUGCUGGCCCAACCAGGCUGCGAUCCUGCCAUCCUGGACAAUGAGGGAACCAGUGCCCUGGCCAUUGCCCUGGAGGCUGAGCAGGAUGAGGUGGCAGCUCUGCUGCAUGCACACCUGAGCACCAGCCAACCUGACUCCCAGUGCCAGUCACUCCCAGAGUCCCACACAACCACACCUGCUCAAGGAGAAUGCAGUGACCAUGGAGAGGACUCGCAGCCUCAGUGAUCAGCCAACAGACCCAAUGCCAAAUGUCCUCUCAGCCAGUGCCUCUGGGUCAGAGAUAGGCCCAGAUGCUCUGUCCAGAUGCUCAUUAUACAGAAACGCAGUUCCAGUUGUUCAGUGCCAGGAAAGGCUCACCUGGACCCCCCCAAGGUGAGGUGGGUUUAAGGAAUGGCACAGCUUCUGCCCCACCAUUCACUAAGUUGUUUUCUUUUUUCCUAAUAAAGCUUUUCUUCUAA